Molecule: messenger RNA, 939 nt
Organism: Aureobasidium vineae
Lineage: Eukaryota; Fungi; Ascomycota; Dothideomycetes; Dothideales; Saccotheciaceae
Source: the annotation of a GenBank genome assembly
AUGAGCACUACUUUCGACAUGGGCGAAUGCCCCAUCUGUCUCCAGGGAACUAUGCUUCUGGUCCUUCCGUGUGGACACGCUGCCUAUUGUCGAGACUGCCACGCUAAAGCUAUCAGGAACUUGCAAGAGGGUGAGCCUCAUCCAUCUUGCCCAAACUGCUCACGUAUCGUCCCUUUCGAAGCUUUCCAAUCUGUGCUUGACCCCGAAUUCUACACCGUCAUGUACAAUAGAAUGCUCGAGUGGGAUACUCCGGCAACCGAGCGUCUGUUUUGCGCCAAUACUCACUGUCUGAAUUUCAUUCCUCCCUCAGCUCCCACAUCCUCGAGAGGUCGUCAAUGUUUGUCUUGCAACAACACCACUUGCUUCGCUUGCAAACAGGACGCCCAUAAUGGUGCGUGUGCUGAAGACGAGGGCCUAAAGGAGGCCAUUAAGGUUAGUCAGGCUGAUGGUGGAAUGCCAUGCCCACGCUGUGGAACUGUUAUCAUGCGUAAUGGUGGUUGUCAACACAUCUCGGGAAAUCAUUACGGCUGCACCCACGAGUUUUGUAUCUUGUGUGGUUCAGACUGGAAAGACUGUUUAGGGUCCUGUCCAGAAUCUGCUGCUGAUGCGGACAGAGUGCAGGCCGAGCGCGACGACGAGAGUGAUAGCGAGGACGAUGAUGUGGACUGGGAGGCAAUUCAAAGAGCUCAGCAGCAAGCAGAGCUUGAUGAGGAAAGACUUGCUGGUCAAUCACUCGCUGCUGAGUACUCAGGUCGAGACAUGCUUUUGUACGAGGAGCUAAUUGCUCAUCUACAUAUCAUGGUCAUUGUCCACGCUGAAUACCUUGCCAGAGGCCCACUCGUUCGCACACAUAUAACUGAUAUUGCCCAUCUUGUACGACCUGCAGAUACGUAUGGCUCGAGGAGGGGUUCGCUUCGAAGACGCCGUCGAGUACAAUGA